UCCUCCAGACACUCCCUUCCCCUCCCUUCAUCUCUGACUCUUCUCAGGACUCCAUUUCAAUCCAUGGCGGAGUUUUUGGAUAACUUCAACUGCCUUAAGCCCUCUCUCCCCUUCGUGGAAAUGGACCCAAGCUUUGAGCUGAUGAUGGCCCACUUUGCAGAGCUUAACGGCACUGACAUGGAGAACUCCAGCGAAGGACUGAUGGGCUUCUCCAGUGAGAACUGCUUGUCUCACCUGCCUGAGUUCUCGAUGCCAUUCGCCGAUAACUUGCCGAGCUUUUUGUCGCCGGAGUGCGCGAAACCGAUUACCAUCAGUCAGCCUGUGGCUUCCGACGGGGAGCAGAGUCAUGGAGACAGGAAAAGGAAAGCCAAGGCAGCACCAGAGACCAGCUCUGCGAACUCCUCUGAACCACGUACACAGAGUUGUAUAAGAGAUGACAAGUCUAAGAAGAAGACUGGUUCAGGGAGUGUGAAGAGGAGGAGGAGCAAUUCAAAGGAAGUGGAGAAGCCAAAGGAGGUGGUUCAUGUGAGAGCAAGAAGAGGCCAAGCUACUGACAGCCACAGUCUAGCUGAGAGGGUAAGGAGGGAGAGGAUUAAUGAAAAAAUGAGGUGUUUACAAGACCUUGUUCCUGGAUGUUAUAAGGCCAUGGGCAUGGCGGGGAUGCUCGAUGAAAUAAUUAACUAUGUGCAAUCACUGCAGAACCAAGUUGAGUUUCUUUCAAUGAAGCUUUCCGCAGCAAGCUCUUUCUAUGACUACAGUUUGGAGUUGGAAGCCAUGGCAACACCGCAGGUGGGUGAGGCCCAAGAAAUGGGGAGGGUAGGAAGGGAAGGGUAUGGGGGGUGCACCAGCUUCCACUCAACGAUGCCCUUUUGACUCUACUUUUGGCUCUUGGCUCUGCCAUGCCUUCGACCGCAUAUAUACGUCUGCCCUUCCUCCUGCCAGCCACAUCAAGAAGCCCGCACCUCCUCAUCCCGUGCAAUGCAUGUCACAACCGCACAUGAACCAUGUACUUCCCCACACACUUGCAGGGCAACACAUAACAUAUAUACCUUUGUCCUGUAUUUUUCUUGUAUGUUAAUUUACUAUGAAAAAAAGGAAACAAAUAAUCUUAUCAUAUGAUAUAUUUUUAUUGUGUCAUG
Molecule: messenger RNA, 1139 nt
Organism: Elaeis guineensis (African oil palm)
Lineage: Eukaryota; Viridiplantae; Streptophyta; Magnoliopsida; Arecales; Arecaceae
Product: transcription factor bHLH62
Biological process (GO): regulation of DNA-templated transcription
Cellular component (GO): nucleus
Molecular function (GO): protein dimerization activity; DNA-binding transcription factor activity
Source: RefSeq, a predicted model, not a curated record